This is a messenger RNA of Athalia rosae (coleseed sawfly), 5486 nucleotides long. RefSeq lists its product as uncharacterized. Gene Ontology annotation, molecular function: protein binding. NCBI's taxonomy places the organism in Eukaryota, Metazoa, Arthropoda, Insecta, Hymenoptera, Athaliidae. The record is from RefSeq and is a predicted model, not a curated record. The coding region runs from base 416 to 4573 and encodes 1385 amino acids. The transcript has 13 exons.
AAUCGUACAUUCAGUCGUAGCCCGGCAUCGCGUAUACACACCAAAUAUAAUUUCACAUAGUCUAGACACUCAUACAACAAACGUUACACAAUAUUGAAAAGUGAAGUUUCCCGCGAUUUGUCAAUAAGUUACAAUGAAAUCGUUAUAACAACGAUUGUCGUUGAACCGAUUGAAAUAAUUAACGAUUUCUCUAUUAGAAAUCCCAAAUGCAUUUUAUCGAUCGCGUUGUUCGAAUGAGUGCGUGCAGCGUGCGAAUAAUAUCGUAAUACACCACGCGUGAUUUCUUUUCUCGUCAAUUUGAAAAUGGAAAAUUGAAACGCCAUUGUUACCGGCUCUACCUGCAACCGCCGCAAGGUCGACAAAAUUGGAUUUUCGUAGCUGGGGGAUACAUGAGAAUCUACUCGUUUCGAGAAAAAUGGCGAACACGGGACUCGAGGUACGCGAAACAGGACGAGUCCUACGAGUGCAAACGGAAACUCCACAUCUCGUAUCGACGGGAAGCGGAAGACUUUCCGUGGCCGUCACAUUGCACCCCUUACCGGAAGGGCGAGUUACCCUGGGAGCUGGAAGAGAGGCCGAUAUUUCCGUAACGGGAACUGGCGUCGAACCGAUUCACUGCACGAUCGAAAAUGAAAAUAACGUAGUGACGCUGUAUCCCAUAAACGGAAGGACGGCCGUAGACGGAAUCCUCGUCAACAGUCCCGUCCGACUGACGCAAGGUUGCAUGGUGUCGUUCGGUCGAUCGUGUUACAUGCGUUUCAAUCACCCCGCGGAAGCGAAGCAGCUGAAAUCGGUCCUCCCGAAUUCCCGGAUAUCAAUGGCUCCGAUAUCGUUUUCCCUCGGCGACAAUUUCGACAAUCAUUUGGACCGUAAACCUCCGUUGGCGCCUCGUAAAUCGCCGAGAAAUUCUUAUUCCGAGGAUGAAGGAGGAUUUCUCGGCAAACUCACCAAGUUCGAGAUGCUCGCUCGUCAAGGACGCGGGGUGUGCGUUUCGCCGAAAGUAUUUCCCGCCGGAAGUGUUACGGCCAACGUACCCGCCGAUCAGAUCCUCGGUUAUUCGAGAUCGCCGAGCCUCGUUUCGCUCUCGAAGAAUAACAACAACAACAACAACAAUUCACCCCUACAAAAUCUGACGAAUUUCGACAGGAGUAGAUCGAACACCCCGACCGCCAACCAGCAAAUCAUUCACGAGGACAACAGACUUCAACGUAGGGACGUCGGCAAGUCACCGGCGCCGGGAAUCAAUGGGAUAUCGUCGUCGAACACCUCCACCCCGAAUCACAACAAUCAGCUUCAAAGCUACGCGAACGGUCCUGAAUCGUUCGGAGUCGAGAGACAUCUUGGUUUCAAGCAGAUGUACGUGGAGAACAAUAACGAGAACAACAGAAACGAGGAGAACAGGAGGUUGGGUGUUCCCGGUCGCAGCGUAAACUCUACGUCGCAAAUGUCCCAGAGUCUCGUCUGUCAGAGAUCGUCCGAGUACGAUAAUUUCGGAAGGGAAUACGACAUGAGCCAAAGUCUGAUAGUCGCUAAAACAACCACGGAGUUCUUUCAGGUCGAACAAUUUGGUUCGAAUCCGAAUUUGAUCAGGGAUCUGGAACCCGGAGGUGCGAUCCGCAACGGAUCCCGCAGUCCAAGUUCUCAGCUCGGUUUCGGUUCGAACUCGAACGUACGAAGGAUUCAUCCGCCCAGUCCGGCGUUCAACAGAAACCCAAAGUACAGCGAUUUACAACCGAGGAGGACCUACGGUUCUCCGUCUUCCUACGGGAGGGUAAAAAGUCCCACGCCCAGUACGGGAAGCGGUUGUUCGAUCGAGGAAUUCAGAGAGCGGCAGAUCGAUGCCGAGAAUAAAAGAAAAGAGGCGGAAACCAAAAGGAGACAAGUCCAGGAGGAAAGACUGAGGGAACAGGAAGUUGAACGGCAGGAAAAAUUGAGACUCGAAGAAAUAUUAGCCAUGUGUGCCGAGUACGAAAAACAGAGUACCGUCGAUCAUAGGCCGAGACAACCGAACAGAAUAAAAACCAACGGUUCACUGCCCCGAGAGAAGCGGCCGGGUUACGGUUCGCCCUUCGACAGUCCGAAGAGUCCUUCGUCCGGUGGUAGCCAGGCUUCCCAUUUUUCGUUUACGGAAUCCCCUCGGCAGGGUGGUGUUUCCUACGAGAACGUGAACCUGGUGGUGGUCCAGGGUGUUCGUAAUGGGCGGGUCGAGGUGGUAACCGAUAGUAAUUCCAACGACGAUGUGAAUGUGAACGGAAACGAGAACGACGACCAGAAUCCACCGGCGUGGUCGGGGCAAUGCAGCUCACCCGGGAAUUACGAGAACAUCCGAAUCCUCCGUGGGGAGACUAAAUCCCCGAACAACGUGUACGGUAAAAUUCAACUGCAGAACGGAGCCCGCGGAGUUUCACCCGGGCGGAACAGCUACGAGAAUUUUUCGCCACCGAACGAAAACCCGGAGGAACAGGCGACCGCUGAUUCGGGAAGAAAUAACAACAACCAUCACCAAAAUUCGAGAAAUUUCCGGAACAACAGCGGUCACAUCCAGCAGCCUCCGGCCAAAAUGAACGGCCAGUUGAAGAACACCUGCGAAGUGAUAGAAAAUAAAUUAGCCAUAUCGAACGACGACCUGCUCGAGGCGAUCGAACAGCUCUCGAUGAUAUCAAAAUCGAAGGACGCUUACGCGACGCCGAAAAAGAAUAACUCCGAGAAAGACAACGCGAAAUCCAACGAGGCGAAGGCCAUCAAAGCGAGGGAGGAACUGGAAAUCGAGGACAGGAAAAAGUACGUGGAAUUUUUGCAGAACGAGAAAUUGCACAUCCACGGUAACAUGGAUGGUCUGAAGAGGAGCAUCGCGGACAUCGAUACGCAGGAGGAGGAGAUCGGCAGAGAGUUGGAAUUGGAGAAAGCUCUCCUUUCCGCCGAGUACGAGGCGGAGUCGUUGAAGCUCUCCCAGGACGAGGGUGAAAAGAUUCGCACGCAGAUGCGGAUAAACGAAUUGGAGAGAGAAAUGGCGGAGGACACGGCGACGCAGGCUAAUCUGCAAAGCGAGGCCAAGCAACGGGUCCAAAACGCUCAACAGAGUUGCUUCCGGCUGGAGGACGAGCUCCGUGAUCCGAGCAACGACGACAAGGCGCAGCAGGAAGUCGCGGAAAAACUCGCCCUCCAACAAGACCUCCUCGAAUCCGAGAGAAAGGCUUUCGAAGACCUCGAAUUUCAUCACCUAGAAGAGGAAGCCAGUAAACUCGCCACCAGAGAAGAACUGCAGAGGUAUCUGAGCGAUUUAUCCUCGAGAAUCGAAACCAGAAAGGCACAACUCAACAGUCUGGAAGCCCAAAGGUCAGCAGCAAAAAACACGGCCAUCAGGGACACCCGAAGUCUCGAAAGACAGAAAUUGGGGCACGUACGCAGGCUGGAGGAGGGUCGAAACAGACUGCGCGCGAUAGACGACGAGCUCCAAAGUCUGGCCCGCAACAAUUCCGAAAAUACCGAUGACAAGAGAUCACCGAGCAGAGAGGAUUUCGACAGGAUAUCCAGAGUGACUACCGACUCUCCUAUCGUUCAAACGAAUCAAGGUAGUCUCGGAAGAAAAACGAUCGAAUCAUUGAGAGAGAUCGAACGAAAUCGGCAGCUGCAUCUCGCCAAACAGGGAAGUCAGGUGAUUUCGGAGGAGAGGCGGAGGGUGGAAGAGUUAAAAAGACUCGCUCAGGACGAGGUGAGGACGAAAUGGGAGGAGAGAAAAAUGAACUGUGCGUCAUUCAACAGCGUCGAGUCAGGCGAGGAGUCCUCGAGUUAUUCCACGGGUGGACCGACGGAAAGCGGAAGCGGAAGUAGCGACGGUGCCGAUGGAGGAGUUAGCGAAAAAUUAUCCCCUGGAAAGUUGAGUCCUGGACCUGAACUGGAAUCCGUUUCCAGACCUGGGCCAUCCGCUGGCGCUUACACCUUGCUUCAGCUUACAAAUCCGAGAGAGGAGAAGCGGAUGUCGUCCGAGGGGGAAAGAACGAGCAGCAACAGCGGAGGGAUGCCUGAUAGUUCCGGAAGUCGACCUCACUCUCAAACGUCCAGCGAAAUGGACACUCUCGGACCCUUGCAACCCGUGAAACAUCGGGAAAAACCGAAAUUACAACAAAGACCUUUGACCCGUUAUCUCCCGAUAAAAUCGGAGUCCUUAAAUCUGAGGCACCAUAUCGAAACCGCGGGUCAUCAGCUUCAGCUAAUUCACGACGUCUCCGUCGACGUCACAACGUGUGCUGGUUACCUGUCGAAAAUGAGCAAGAAAUUUCAUCAUUGGAAUAAACGGUGGUUCGUUUUUGACAGAAAACGAAAAACACUUUCAUACUACAGCGACAGCUCGGCUAAAAAAGCUCGAGGGCUCAUUUACUUCCAGUCCAUUGAGGAAGUUUACGUCGAUCAUUUGAACAGCGUUAGAUCCCCGCAGCCGACGUUGACAUUUAUCGUGAAAACUACCGCAAGACUUUAUCACUUGAUGGCCCCAAGUCCUGAAGCUAUGCGGGUCUGGGUUGACGUAGUAUUCACAGGGGCCGAAGGAUACCACGAAUUUGAUCAUGGUGUAUGAAAAGACGUGACGUUUUAUGCCUUUGAAUUUCAUGAUUUUACCUCUCCGUGAUCCCUCUCCCUCGCAAAAAUGCAAUUCCCUGGCUAGGUAGAUGUGAGAGACGAGGAGAAAAGAGAGCAUUCAAAAGUUUGGCACUGGCCGCGCUAGGGUUUCGUUGACCAAAAAGUAUGAUUCAAGGAAUUUCAGAGUUUGGAGAAGGCUUAGCACCGACUUGAAUAAGGUAUAUUUUUUUUUUUGUUUAUCGCCAAGUGGUAUAUACUUUGUCGAUAAUCGGUAUGUUCACGUGAUGCAUGUAAGGAAAGGAGAAGAGAAAGUACGUUUAACGAUUUUAACCAAUGGUGCCACCAUUAAUAGUAACCCUUUAAUAAGGAUAAGGGCAUUAAUAGACGAUGUAACGGAAGUAUUAUUCACUGCGUGUUGAAGAUUAUUUGAUAUCGCGGACAAAUAACUUUGCGACUAAUUAUUGUUAAUAUAAAAUUGGGUACCUCGAGUCUGAGAGACUCGAUUUUCAAAAUAUCGUUUGUAAGAAGGUUUAAUCUAGUCUUCCAGUCUAAAUAAAACGAAUAAAAAUUGAGUAAUUAUUAACAUUAAUAUUGAAUGACCGCGAUCAAUUGUGCCUAUUGAAUAACUGAGCAAUCUUUCAUAUCGUUCGUAUAUGAGUAUGAAUAAUCCAUACUUAUUAUACUUUUUGCGAAGAUCAAACAUACAAGUGAUCUGGAAUGAACCAGGACAUGAAUCAUCAUUAUAUAGUCGCCGAAAUAAUUGUACAUAUAUUAUCAUGGAUGAAUGAUGAGUUAUAAUUAUAUACUUCAGUCGAUAUUUCAUAACGCGUUUUAAUAUAACAAUAUAUUAUGUAUACAAAAACAUAUCUUUAUAUUACACAAAUUAUAUAAAAUACAUCUAAAAACAUCAA